AUGGCCAAUGAGCACAUGAGAAGAUGCUCAGUGUCCCUGAUCAUUAGGGACACGCACAUCAAAGCCACCAGGGGAGACAGCUCACACCAUCAGGGGCCACUGACACAGCAGCAGGUUUUCAACAAGGGAGAGGCUGGUGUGAAGCUGCAGGAAACCCCCGGAAGGAAGGACGGGCAGCCGUGCCACAGGUCCCCGCCCGAGGCCGCGUCCCCCUCGACACCCCAAGCCAGACUGAAGAGAGGUCCCCAGGAGCAGGUCCCCCCAUCCUCAUUCAGUGGCAAACCUUGGUCCUCGUGUCCCACCCUCCCGAUGUUACCUAAGGAAGCCUCAAAGUCUGAGCAGCACACUGUGACGCCCGGCUCGAUCGCCAGGGGCCUGGUGGUCCUGCAGGGCGUGGCCGGCCGGAACCCCCAGUGCGCAGAGCUGCACCUGCCGCGGAAGCAGGGCCCCCUCAGCAAGGCCGCGCAGGCUGUCAGCUGCUACCCCGGGAAGAAGGUACGGGGCCUCGGGCGGGGCCUCUGGCCCAGCGCAGCUAACCUGGGCGAGACCCGCUUCCCAGGCCACACCGGGUGUCGGCGGUGCCCGGUGCACGGGCUGCACGGGAAGCCGCGGCUCUGGGCCGUCCUCCCGCGGAGCGAGGCUGCCGCCUUCUCUGGCCUGGAGAGGGAAGAGGCUGGUGGCCCCAGACGUCCUCAGGAGUGGCUUGCAAAGGACGGUGAAGGGGGAGGGAGAAACCGAGGCAGGGAACCGCAGCCGGGGAGGCGGGAGCUCAAGGACAGCGCCGGCCCCAGCGGCUUCCAGUCGGAAAUGGAGGGGCUGCGCAAGGCGUUCCGCUCGCGGCCCGACUGCCUGCAGCUCAGCACCAGGGCCACGCCUGUCUCCAACCGCGGUUCACCCACCCGGGUCGAUCUGUCCGCGGAGGUGUGCUUCAGCCUGGACGAGUGGGGGGCCCCCCAGGACGCGCUCCUGGCCAGGCGGGGCUCGGACACGAGCCUGGACGGGCACCUCCCUCUGCUCAGUCAGAGCGCCUGCGAGUUCAGUUAUUUGGGGAAGAGGAGCGAAUCCCAGACUUUGAGUCCGGUCACCAGCAGCUCAGCCGCAUCCCAGAGCCACCCGAAAAAGAGGACGCCCUGGUACCUCUCGGUCAUUCAGGAGAAGAUCCAGCGCCUGUCCAAGCUGGAGAUGCAGGUUCAGAAGAAAGAUGAAGAGAUCUUCGCACUCCAAGGGGAGAGGGAGGCCCUGAAGAAGCAGCUGAAAUCCCUUCUGAAAACCAAAGCCCAAGAGACCCCAUUCAGGAGGGAGCGGCGCAUGGAGGUUCCGCUGAGGGUGAGCAGGCUGAGCAUCCUGAGGGCCCUCCACAGAGGCAGGGAGGAGGAGCCGCUGAGCAGUAAGCAGAUGCAGGAGGAGCGUGUGGUGGCAGAGACAGGCAAGCAGCCGGAGCAGGGCAGCAGCGAGGAGGAGGAGGGUCCGACCAGGGAGCCAGAGGGGUCGGAGGACGUGAGGGCAAAGGGUGGUGUGGGCAAGACAGUGGUUGUGCAUGAGGAGGAAGAGGAAGAGGAGGAAGAGGAGGAGGAGGAGGAGGAGGAGGAGGAGGAGGAAACGGAGCUGCUGGAGGAGGAGGAGGAGGAGAUCCCCAGGAGAAGGGUUUACUCCCUGGGCGAGUCCUUCGAGGAAGAGCUGAUGGCCCAGCUGGAGGAGUACGAGCAGGUGAUUCUGGAGUUCCAGUACGAGCUGGAGGUCACCAGGACCAGAUACUCCCUCGCGACGGGAACGAUUGCGUCUUUACAACAUCAAGUAGACAUCCAAGAAUCCCAGCUGCGAAGGAUCAACAUGGAAAACCAGAUGCUGCAGAAGGAGCUUCGAGAGCGGAAGCAGCAGUUACAAGCCAUGACGGACAAGUUCUCCAACCUCCGAGAGGAUAAGAAACACCAGGAGAUGAUGGGGUGCAUUGAGAAGGACAACUUCUUCCUCCGGCAGCACGUGUCGGAGCUGGAAGACGCGCUCGGCAAGCGGGACCACGUCAUCUCCGAGCUGGACGCCAAGGCCAGCGAGCUGCAGGCCCAGGUGGAGCAGGACCAGAACCACCUGCAGAGGUGGCGGCAGCUGCAGGAGGAGCUGCAGAGCAAGAAGGAGAUGAUCGGGCAGGCGGAGCAGCAGGCCCGUGUGGCCCUGGAGAGCGCCCAGUCCAGGCUUGAGAGACUGAGGAACAAGAUCAUCCAGGCCACCUUCAGCAGCCCCGGGGUCAAGGCCUCGAACACCAACACCGAGAUCUCGGACAACGACAUCCUGGAAGCCCUGCAGAGGAUCAUCACGGAGAGAACUGACUACUACAACCAGCUGAAGCAGAAAGGCGUCAAAGUGCUCCCCCUGCACCAGUCCGAUACCUCUUUGCCCAGCAAGCCCAAGAAGGUGACCUCCAAGUAGGCCCAGCCAGGCCCGCAGGACAUGGUCAGCCCCGCAGAGGUCCGGACCCAGCUGGGAACAGCCGUCCCUGACCGUGUCCUGCUCUCUGGCUCAGAAUUAAACCCUUGCGUUGG
Molecule: messenger RNA, 2537 nt
Organism: Lemur catta (Ring-tailed lemur)
Lineage: Eukaryota; Metazoa; Chordata; Mammalia; Primates; Lemuridae
Gene: CCDC27
Product: coiled-coil domain containing 27
Source: RefSeq, a predicted model, not a curated record